AUGAUUUAUCUUUCAGCUAACCGUUGUCGGCCAUAUUUAACCACACCUUGGGAAGAAGGCAAUGAUUAUGUUAAUGCUGUUUUUGUAAAUAGUUACCACAUUAAAGAUGCUUUUAUUGUUACCCAGAUGUCACUACCAAAUACAGUGGUAGAUUUCUGGAGACUGGUUUAUGAUCAUAAUUCAUCUUGUAUUGUUAUGUUAAAUGAACUGGAUCUCAAUGAUGAGACAUGUGAGGUAUAUUGGAGUUUAGACCCUUGUGGUAUUAAUUAUGGUCCAUUUAUUGUUGAAACCACAGCUGAGAUUAAAUCAGAUCCUAGUGUCACAGUUAGAGAUUUCACCAUAACAAAUACAUUACUGCCUGAUGAACCACCUCGAGUUAUUCGACAAUUUCACUUCCAUCAUUGGCCUGAAGGUAGUGCUGUACCAAGUUCCAAAAUGGCAUUACUGGAGUUAUUAGACACUGUUGAAAGAUGGCAGACUCAAACUGACAACAGACCAGUUACCGUCCAUUGCAUGAAUGGUGCCAGUAGAAGUGGUUUAUUUUGUGCUGUUAGUUGUAUAUUAGAAAGAUUAAAUAUAGAAAAAGAAGUAGAUGUCUUCCAGGCAGUGAAACAACUUAGGUUAAAUAGGUCACAAUUUAUAGAUAACAUGGAACAGUACAAGUUUUGUCAUGAUAUUGUUCGUGAUUACCUUAAAGAGCCAGAAUCACCAUCAGCAUUGUCAUCAUGA
Molecule: messenger RNA, 729 nt
Organism: Lottia gigantea (owl limpet)
Lineage: Eukaryota; Metazoa; Mollusca; Gastropoda; Lottiidae
Exons: 6
Coding region: 1-729 (242 amino acids)
Biological process (GO): protein dephosphorylation
Molecular function (GO): protein tyrosine phosphatase activity
Source: RefSeq, a predicted model, not a curated record